Knipowitschia caucasica is the source of this 408-nucleotide messenger RNA. The record is from the annotation of a GenBank genome assembly. NCBI's taxonomy places the organism in Eukaryota, Metazoa, Chordata, Actinopteri, Gobiiformes, Gobiidae.
AUGCAGGUCCUGAGCCCCCCCCUCACCACAGGGGUCCCCCAGGCUGCAGUCUUUCUAAUGAACUCAGGGCAUCAGGCUGCAGCCCCCCCCCCAGGGCAUCCUAUUCUUCCUCAUUGUGGAUUCUUCUUGACUUUGAGCGUCAGACAUUUGCAAUUCAUCAUCUUUCUCUCAGAGCUUUCAGGGGUCGGGGCCGAAGGGACACAAGAGUCCAGAGAGGUGGGGGGGGCCCCCACCCCCAACACAGGCCCCAACACAAGCCCCAACACCCCCAGGAAGGACCGGGAGGAGGACCGGGAGGAGCCCAGUCCUCCAGGAGACAUGAAAGCAGCGCUGGGAUCAUUAUCAGAGGCAUCGGGGGUCUCCUGCAGCGCUCUCUCAGAUCAAAGAGACGGGGAGGAGGAGGGCUGA